This is a messenger RNA of Geodia barretti, 2183 nucleotides long. The record is from the annotation of a GenBank genome assembly. NCBI's taxonomy places the organism in Eukaryota, Metazoa, Porifera, Demospongiae, Tetractinellida, Geodiidae.
GACGGAUAAAUGACGCAAUACGCGAGUCACGCGGCUGUCACUUGACACAAAAAGAUUGGAAGGUGUGUGUGGGCGACGCCUCAAACGGACUACUUGGUUUUAUUCUCGUUCUUGAGCGUUUGUGGAUGGCUGCGGCGCUGGCAAAGAUCUUCGGGACGGGGAAGAAGGGAGAGCCGCCCUCCCCGCAACAGGCGAUCCAGAAACUGAGGGAGACGGAGGAGAUGUUGAGCAAGAAGACAGAGUUCUUGGAGAAGAAGAUCGACAAGGAGAUGCAGACCGUCAAGAAGAACGGGAUGAAGAACAAACGAGCGGCUCUGAAUGCACUGAAGAGGAAGAAGAGACUGGAGAAGCAGCUGGCCCAGAUCGACGGGACCCUCUCCACGAUAGAGUUCCAGAGAGAGGCUCUGGAGAACGCUCAGACCAACACGGAGGUCCUCAAGAACAUGAGCUACGCCGCCAAGGCCCUCAAGGCCGCCCAUCAGCACUUAGAUGUGGAUGAUGUCCACGAUAUGAUGGAUGACAUUUCAGAGCAGAACGAGAUAGCCCAGGAAAUUGGCGAUGCCCUCUCUGCACCCAUUGGCUUCAACCAAGACCUUGACGAGGAUGAGCUGCUGGCAGAGUUGGAGGAGCUGGAGCAAGAGGAGCUGGAGGGACAGCUCCUGGACGUGGAGACACCCUCUGCUCCUCUGGAGGACCCGUCAGAACAGCUGCCCGACGUCCCCACACAUGUCCCAGCGUCACGGAAGAAGGUGGCGGAUGAAGACGACGACCUGCGAGAACUGGCAGCCUGGGCCACAUCGUAGCCAACGACAUCAUCGCGAUGUAAUGGCCGGACAUGUCUUUUCAACCUAUGCUUAUUAUUAUUUUGUCCCAUGUCAUGUUGGUGCACUUCUCAUAAGAGAAUACAUCUUCUGAGUAAAAGGCAUUCUUUUAAUUAUACAACACCACUGCAGUAAUAGGUUAUUAUGCAUAAUUGUUAGAGUGUCCGUGAUCUUAUCAGUGCGUAAACGUAAGGCAAGCGCAAUUAUAUAGCCAUAUCCUCAUUGCAUAAUAACAAUGGCAGCUACAUACAGUGCCUCUUGUCAUGCCAUUUCCGUGUAUAUAUAUCGGGGGCCACCAAAAACUAGAGAGACGCGGCGUUUUUCUCUGCAUCACACUUUGUGGUAUUACAAAACUCAAAAAUGAAGAACUGCAAUUUUCUCUCCAUUUCACUGCAAUGAUGAUUAAUUACUAUAACCCUAGACCUUCUUCUACCACUGCUAUAACGCUAGUUCUCUGCCAGCGCUGUAAGUGGUAGUCUGUGGUGCCUUCCUGGCGUGCCCACACCUUGACCGUCUGCAAGUUGUACACACCGGGUCUGGUAAAGUUUGCGAAAACGCUGAGCGUUUGCUUGGAGUUGGCCGGGAGAGUGAUAUGUCUCUGGCACGUGGCCCCGGUCCAUACCACGCCGGAAUCGGGUACUGGGUGUUUGGAACUGGAAUGGGACGGAGGAAUGGAAGAAUUCCGAGAGUGGAAAUGGUGAACUUACCCUGUUUUUUGAUCCUGUUGGACUUCCUUGUGGUGAUGAUACAGUUCUAUGGAAGCCUGGAUGGAAGUGCAUUGUGGGGUGAAGACAGAAAGUGUGUGGAGAAUGCAUACACCAACAAACUACAGGAACUGCUGCAGAUGUGCACUGGCCAAGGUUAAUGUAUAUAUAUACUGUACAAUCGUCAUGCUAUUGUGAGGAUGUGUGCCAUAAGCAAAAGUAAAGAAGACCUGCAUGUGCCUUUUGCGGUUGGGCUGACAUGCACAGAGCAGUUCUGUAGUCAUGUAAUGACCGCAAAUAAAUAGUUGCCACAACUUCGUAGCAUUUACCGUGUGUGUGAAAAGACAAGUGCUAUUUGUGUCUGACCUGCACUGAGCAGUGUGAGCAGUUCUGUAGAGUGAUGAUGACAGGAGCCUGACAGGAGGCCCCGCCAGUGGAGAAACGGUGGACGAGGGAGGCUGGAUGGUCCACGUAGUGCUUGACAAGGUCGUAGGGAGAGUGGGAGGGAGACACAGAGUGCGGUGACGGCUCACUAAGGAGAGCCAUAGAUUGUGGUAGACAAACAGGGACCAUGUGAUGCCCACAUGAGUAGAGUACAUCUGAACCUUGAGACACGAGUGCCUUCAGCAAGAAGUCGGGAAGACAGAAGGAGAGAGGG